AUGGCUGCAGCUUAUUUUUCUUCACUUAAUGAUAAUAUUUCACAACCUCCAAUUUUUUCAUAUAUUCCUAUUUCUCAAUGUCGAUUUAAUCGUCGAGUACAUAUUAAUCAUCCGAACAUCUGGUCGUUCAUUAAAUUUCUUCAAGCAGAAGAGAGUCGUUUUCAUCACAUGCAUAUUCAAUUGUCUUCAGAUUUAGGUACAAGAACACAAAAAGCUACAGCUAUUGCUAUUCAACAUCGUAUAGAAAAUCAUACUGAACGAUAUAAUCAUAGUCUUAUAAAUGUUAUGGAAUAUUUAGACGGUCUAUUACUUGUAGUUGCCAAGCAGAAAAAAUAA
Molecule: messenger RNA, 336 nt
Organism: Rotaria sp. Silwood1
Lineage: Eukaryota; Metazoa; Rotifera; Eurotatoria; Philodinida; Philodinidae
Source: the annotation of a GenBank genome assembly